Colletotrichum graminicola M1.001 is the source of this 3789-nucleotide messenger RNA. Its product is annotated as SNF2 family domain-containing protein. Bases 1 to 3789 code for a protein of 1262 amino acids. Lineage: Eukaryota; Fungi; Ascomycota; Sordariomycetes; Glomerellales; Glomerellaceae. Gene Ontology annotation, molecular function: ATP binding; ATP-dependent chromatin remodeler activity. The record is from RefSeq and is a predicted model, not a curated record. The transcript is spliced from 9 exons.
AUGUCAUCGACCGCAGAUGAUCAUAACAAGUCCGCUCGUCGGCGGAAGGGCCCUUUCCUAGAUGAUACCGAGUCCGAUUCAGACAUUGAUAUGCCGUCUCAUUACAAGACUCCGAGAAGAGCAAACCGUGAUCAGAUUCAGGAACUCGACUUCUUUCAUGAAUCAAUCGAAGACUCGACCAAUGAUAUACGCAACGAGAACCACGUACUGAGAAACACCGGGCAUGUUGCUUGCCCGUCCCAUUCUGCUGAGUUGUCUGACCUUUUCGUUACGAAACCGGAAGGACAGGACGAUAUCGCUCUACCCGAGAAGGACAAGAUCAGAAUCAAGUCUGAGCCCGAUAUAGACGAAGAACCCGAACUCAUGAUCAUCGACCACGCUGCUGCCUCUUCUGAAGCGCAGGCGAAGUGGUCCGUUCCGCGGCCUCCAAGUGUCAUUGACUUGGUCACCGCCGUCAAACAAGAGCCAUUGUUCAAUGACGAACCCAUGCUUCUAGACUUGGGAAGCCAGUCUUCCCUCAAGUCACUCAAGGGAAGAAAAAAAGAGCUAGAGUCCAAAGCUCUGAAAGGUGCUCUGACCAGCUCUGAGCUUAAUGAGAUGAUGCACAUCAUGGCUCAGCUCAGUCAACCCGCGAAGGCCCCAACUACCCUCACAUUGCCUGAUCCCAGCCCCCAUGAACAGGCACCUAGACAGAAAAAUGACAAGAGGCAGAGACGGAAGAGACAAGCCCCUGCAGCAGAUGCGGCAGAAUACUGGGCGAGAAGAGAGAAGAAAGAACAAGAGCGAAAUGCCAAAAACCAGGGGCGACGUGGUGGCGCCCACAACGCUAAAAACAAGACCAACCAGGCAAAAGGCUCAGACAGUGAUGAUAGCGAUCCGGAAGAAAAGAACAAUCGUCAGAUCGAAGAACUGCUUGAGCGGUACGACGCUAUCCAACAUCGAGCGGACCAGGGAGACUUACCCGCAGCACCCGCUAUCACAGCAACCAGAACGGACGACCAGUUGAAGCAGAUGCAAGAAGCCGCCCCUGAGUAUUUUGAUAAGGUUCUUAUUGUCAAGCAGAAGCAGGAGCUCAAACAGUCCACAAAAGCAUGGGGUGCUCGUGCAGUUCACGCCAAAGGCGGGAAAUGGGAAGUCAGAGGCUUAAUUACCCCGUUACUGAAUCACCAGCUCAUCAUGGGAGCCUGGAUGAUGGGCCGGGAGCUUAAAACAACGCCAAAUCUGCCAAGAGGAGGCAUUCUCGCUGAUGCCAUGGGGCUGGGAAAGACCCUUGAAACUUUAUCCUGCAUUGUGGGCAAUCAAGCCUCGGAGAGUUUGAAAGAUGCAGGGAAGGGAGCAACACUAGUGAUUUGUCCGUCGGGGCAAAUGAUUAGCCAGUGGAUGUCCGAGGUCAAAAAGCAUUGCAACAAGGGAUUUUCGAGGAGAAUCGUGCACUUCAAGGCUGGAGAUAAGAUGGACGUCGACUCUCUGUCAUCCUUCAACAUUGUUUUUGCAACUUACCACCAGCUUAGAGCCAGUACUCCCUCGGCAAAGGACAGAGAAAACAUGCAGAAGAAACUUACAGAUCCAGAUGAGUACAAAAAUUGGCUGGAAGAGCAAACGGGGGUUCUUCAUCGCAUUCAAUGGUACCGAGUUGUCCUUGACGAAGCCCAUUGCAUCAAGAACCACUUGACACAUGCGGCGUUUGCGUGCUGUGAGCUCAAUGCCAAGCAUCGUUGGGCAGUGAGUGGAACUCCACUCAUCAAUGCAUCUUCCGGCAAGUUUUCCCUCCUGAUACUUCGACGUACAUUGACUGAUUCUUUUGAAGAGCUUUUCUCUUACCUAAAGUUCAUACGAUGCUCACAAAUCGGUGACUUCAAUGGCUAUUUGGAUAAAUACGACUCCGGCCCCAAGGCUCGAAAAAGGCGUGAUAGACUUGCCCACCAGGUUAUAGCUACUGACAUGUUCAGAACACAAGGGGAUUACUUUCUUGGCCAGCCAAUAAUGAACUUGCCGAAUACGCAUCCGACGCACCAGUAUCUAAGCCUUUCUGCAGAAGAAGUGGUGGUUUUCCGAAUGGUGGAAAGAUGGUUUAGAAACGAGCUAAACCAUGACCUGGAGGAGGGAACAGCUGUAGUUCGAAUCAGAUUCUACCUGGUUAUGCUGCUCCGUUUGAGACAAGCCGCAACCCAUCCGUUUUUGCUCGAGAGUGUGAUGAGAGACCACUUCUCUCUUGAAGACUUGCGAGCAACCAAGGAAAAGCUAGAGGCACUCAAAGGCGGUGCUACCGUCUACUCCCAAAUUGGCCCAUGGACUCAGAGACAAAAGGUACGCGACGAGCGCAUCCCGAAAGUAUUCGAAGAAGCAGAAAAGGUGGAGCAAGAAAGGCUCGAAGAUGCCCGCAAAGAAAGCUUGGAAGCCUUGAAAGUCCGCCUCGGCGAAUACGACGAGCAAGACGAAGCACAAACGAGCAAUCUCCAAAACACAACCAUCACGGGAAACGGCGCAAUUGUAACUGACGACUCUGACGAAGUGGAGAGUCAGGACGAGAUAGAAGAGGACGAGGACGGCAUGGUUCCUCAGAAACUCGCCUCUUCCAGCGUAAAUCCCGAAGUCGAAUUGGAUACCACAGACCCCAUCGCCGAAGACGAGCCUCAACUCGAUCCCUUUGGCCGCAGCGAAUUUGGCUUGCAUUUCGACAUGACCAAGCAGAUAGAGUACCUGGAGAGACUCAAGGAGCUUGAGGCUGUCGCUUGCGUUGUGUGCAAAAAAAAGCCCCCCAAGAAGCCAGUCAAGGGACGGUGCGGCUGCUACUUUUGUAAUCGCUGUGUGAUGGCACAUUUAGCAGAUAAGGUAUACUACGCACUACUAACAACCCGUAAGAGCAGAACAUGCCCUAAAUGUCGCAGGAUCAUUGGCCCUCUGAAGCCAUUACAGACUUUCAAUGGCGACGAGACUGACGAAGAGCGUGAGAAUGACAGUGACAUGUCCCAGGAAAGCGUCAAUGAAAAGGACUAUACAAGGGGAUUUGAUUAUAACAAGUUCCAGCAUACUGAAUCCUGCGAGAGGAACAAGAAACCAAGCCGGUUCUUGCAGAUCAGCGACAGGAGGCCCAACGUGCCUUUAACUCCGAGCGCCAAGAUGACGGCGCUCAAGGAAACUGUCUUGAGGUGGCAGGCAGAAGCUCCAGAGGACAAGAUUAUCAUCUUCAGUCAAUUCGCUGUGGUCAUGAAAAUCAUCGGUCGCGUUCUAGAAUCAGAAGGCAUCUGUUUCGCUUACCUUAGCGGCAAGCAGAACACGGAGCAGCGCAACAAAGCCGUCUCCGAAUUCCAGAAUGGCGAAGAGGUGAAGGUUCUGAUUGUUUCCCUGCGUGCGGGAGGGCAGUGUCUCAACCUUGAGCGGGGUAACCGAGUCAUCCUCAUGGAGCUGUGGUGGAACCACGCCGUCGAGCAGCAGGCUUUUGCUCGCGUAUUCCGCAUCGGCCAGAGCAAGGAGACUCACUUUUUGCGCUUCGUCGUCAAAACUCCUAUCGAGAAUCGUAUGCUUGAAAUGCAGGUUGGAAAGAUCCUCGCCAUCGACAACGCCCUUCAGGACGAAACGGUGAGAGCGCCCAAGAUUGGCCUGGAAGAGAUUGCCAGUCUCCUGGGCAGGGUGACGUGGCGUGAGGGUGGCGUCAUGCACAUUGAGCCUGAUGAUUACGACGAUGACUACGAAGACUCUCCUAGGAAUGAAGAAGAGGAGAGUGAUCUGGACGACCUUGUUGUCCCCGACGACGUGGUCGAGUACGAGGAUGACGAGGAUGACGAAUAG